AUGGUCUUUGGCCGUUCAAGUCACUCAAAGAGACCGCCAUCUCCAAAACCGCCGCCGAAACCACCACGUCCAAAUCAGCGACAGGGCGCAAUAGGGGUACAGCAAUAUGUCCAUCCGCCAUAUGCGUCACCGGGGGCGUAUUCAGUCAACACAUUUCAUACACCUACAGUCUCAUAUCAUCCAAAUAUGGCAAUGUCUACGGUGCAUCUACAACCUCAACCAGCACCACAACCACACUAUCCUCUCCCAGGAGCUGUAAACUGUCUGCCAUGGAACCCUCAACCACCGAAACCCUCAAAAUGGACGUCAUGUACGAAUCUGAACCAAUCGAUGACCAACUUAGUAUCGCAUACAGUCGACAAAACCAACGCCACGAUUCUUGAUCUCGAGAAUUUGGUCCGCCAGAGUUUGGGCGGCGGCGCAAAUGUCAAGGAAGCGACAUCGCGGUUAUUAGAUCAAGUUAUCACCUCGAUCGAUCUAGGGUCGUUUUGUGGGAGAGAAAAUGAACUGAUUGCUGCUUGUACAAUUCCUUCCCAGUCAGACGAGAAGAAAGAUCGCCGAUCACAGCGGAAAGGAAAAAAGCCAACAGGGUCUGUGGAUUACUUCUCCAAGGUGUACCUGUAUGCCAAUUCGCGAUUACCUCCUCACUUAACACCACUGAAAUUUUAUCCUCCAACAUAUCCCCUCCUCCAACUCGCAGCCAAGUACUCGCGCCGUGUCUACGACAAACCCUCAGGCCGCGAACGACAUUCAUACGUGAACUCAGAUUGGCUACAGGGUACCAAAGCCAUGGUGGUCAAGUCACUACCACUCGACGACAUGAACACGAUUGUCUUCGCCAUACGCGGUACGCAGAGUUUCCUGGACUGGGCCGUGAACGUUCACACGGCACCAACACCUCCCAUCGGCUUCCUAGAUGACCCAUCCAACUGCUGUCACUCGGGAUUCCUAUCCGUGGCCCGAAAAAUGGUUGCCCCCGUCGCAGCCCGACUACGUAGUCUUCUCGAAGAAGAUCCCUCACGCAUGUCCUAUUCACUAGUCUUCACUGGUCACUCCGCUGGCGGGGCCGUCGCCAGCCUGCUAUAUCUACAUCUCCUAUCCGAGUCACCAGCCGUGCAAUCCGAACUUACUCAUCUCCGCGGCUGCUUCAAGCACAUUCACUGUGUUACAUUUGGUGCUCCGCCCAUCUCUCUUCGUCCGUUACAGCUCUCUCUUACUGCCCGGAGAUCAAAGUCCAUAUUCUUCGCUUUUAUCAACGAGGGUGACCCGGUCUCCCGUGCCGACAAAGGCUACUUUCUCUCGUUGCUAGAUCUGUAUGUUUCGCCCGCACCGGGGUCACUACUAGCCUUGUAUGACAGAAAGAAGAAAUCUGCUCCUAUAUAUUGGAGGACCCCUUCAUCUGAUCUGUCACUCGCUGGUCGACUUGUUCUUCUUCGUCCACGAGAUCAAUCGAGUGGCCGUCCUAUGAUUCUAGCACCACCAGUCCCUGGUGGCCCGCCUGCCCUGCCACCGCGGGAAAAUGUGGAUGCUUGUGGGAUUACAGACCAUGAGCUCCGAGGUGUGGUCUUUGGUGACCCCGUUAUGCAUUUUAUGGAUUUGUAUUCCCAUCGCAUCGAUGCCUUGGCCAGAGGUGCCUUGAAGCAAUAA
Messenger RNA from Penicillium robsamsonii, 1647 nucleotides. Its product is annotated as lipase family protein. NCBI's taxonomy places the organism in Eukaryota, Fungi, Ascomycota, Eurotiomycetes, Eurotiales, Aspergillaceae. Bases 1 to 1647 code for a protein of 548 amino acids. Gene Ontology annotation, biological process: lipid metabolic process. The record is from RefSeq and is a predicted model, not a curated record. The transcript is spliced from 3 exons.